Molecule: messenger RNA, 1071 nt
Organism: Arvicola amphibius (Eurasian water vole)
Lineage: Eukaryota; Metazoa; Chordata; Mammalia; Rodentia; Cricetidae
Gene: Tbata
Product: thymus, brain and testes associated
Exons: 10
Coding region: 1-1071 (356 amino acids)
Source: RefSeq, a predicted model, not a curated record
AUGACUACGGAGGUGAAAACCCAGUUGGCCGAGCAACCACUAGUGAGUCCAAAAGCAGAGCCCGAGCCCGAGAAGAAGGCAGAGCACUUUCCGAAGAGCCACGGGGAUGUGGGAUUCCAGAAAGAGCCCGUGGUCCCAGGCAUUGUGGAUUUCGAGUUGAUCCAAGAGGAGCUGAAGACCUCUAAGCCCCAAACACCAAGUGCCUAUCGCUUUGGACGCCUCAGCCACCACUCCUUCUUCUCCCGGCACCACCCCCAGCCACAGCGUGUGACACACAUCCAAGAUCUCACCGGGAAGCCUGUGUGCGUGGUCAGGGACGAGUUCUCUUUGGCACCCGUGACUCAGUCUGUGCUCUUAUCCAGCUGUUUGAUGGGGAUGCCCACCAUCUCAGUCCCCGUUGGGGACCCACAGUCCAACCGGAACCCCCAGCUUCCUCCGUCUGACCUCUGGAAGAAAAAUCUAAAGGAACUAGCUUCCCGAGUGGCUGUCUUUACUAAGGAAAACGAAAGAAGAAAACGAAAAAGAAAAAGAAAAAAGAAGCCUCCUGUGAGGGAGCAGGGGGCAAAGUACUCAGCAGAGACUGGUAGGCUUAUCCCCGCUUCCAGCCAAGCUCUUAGCCGCCGCAACCGCCAGGGCCAGCGGGGCCACCCUUCUGCCAGAGACGGAGGAGCCCAAGCCUCCGUUCUGGAGGACCAGGAGCUGCUGAUCUUGGAGCUUCUUUGUCAGAUUCUACAGACGGAUUCUUUGAGUGCCAUCCAGUUCUGGCUGCUCUAUGCGCCGCCAAAGGAAAAAGACUUGGCGCUGGGACUUCUGCAGACGGCGGUGGCUCAGCUCAUCCCCCAGUCCCUCCCAACCCUCCCAGAGGAGAAGCUCUUGAACCAACUCCAAGAGCUUCAAGAACCUCCUCAAGAAAUACAACAGGCAACCUACAGUCCAUCCCUGAAGAAGACGAAGACACCACCUCUAUCCAAGACAGAGAAACCAGAGUUCAUGGGCAAAGCCCAAGUCCUCCGUGUGCAUCCCAACGAGGACUCAGAGGACAAAACGACCAAGUCAAAGGCCGAGAGCUGA